AUGCUCUACCCCCAAGAUGCCAUACGGAUCCGAGAAAUGAAGAAGGACAAAGAAGGCAGUUUGGCUGGGGACUUUGCAAAAAACUUGCCUGGGAUGUUCUCGGAUCCUCUCCCAAACGUCUUUCUAUUGAGGACCUUGGAAUUUGUAUUGACAAUGUUCGAAGAAAUGAUGCUGAGAAAAUUUUGGAAUAAUGGCCUACCGAUUUCUAAGCAGAAUGACAAUACAAACAACUCAAAGUCUGAUCAUGUAGUAUUCGAUCAUACAGCCGACUCUUUACAAUGCAGCCCUCGAUCACAGUUUAAUACAUUUGCAUCACAAAAUGUACCAUUAAAUCCUCUAAUGGGUCAAACUGUGACAAUGAUGAGCUUUCCAAAAAAGACAGCUAUUCAUACCAUAACUUUCGUAAAGACUUAUCUGGACAAAGUGGAGUUAAAAAAUCAAGAGGGAUUUCACCAAACAACACUAUUUAAAAGUGUUUAA
Molecule: messenger RNA, 480 nt
Organism: Phycomyces blakesleeanus NRRL 1555(-)
Lineage: Eukaryota; Fungi; Mucoromycota; Mucoromycetes; Mucorales; Phycomycetaceae
Exons: 5
Coding region: 1-480 (159 amino acids)
Source: RefSeq, a predicted model, not a curated record